UUACACGUGACGCCUGCAGAGGGGAAGUGAUCUCAGGCAAGAUGGAUCUCGUCAGGUUCUUGCUGGGGCCUGGUUUCCUGCUGGGGGACGGAGAACAAGCCGCUGCUGGAGCCCCGGGAGCGGCAGGAUCUGGAUCGGCCUGCCCUGGGCGAGGAGGGGAGCGGCCCGGCACAGGAGCUGGUGGUCGCUGCAGCUGGCUACCAGGGCUAGGAACGGCCCAACUCCUCCCUGAGCCAUUCGCCCCCUCACUGUGUGUUGAGAUCCCUGACUCCCGGAGCCCUGAACGGGGAGAUGGUGGCAGAACAGGACGUCAGCGGGCAGAGAAGGAGCCAGGGCGCAGGCGCGGGAAGGCACAGCCCGUCAACUGUGGGGAUUGUGGGAAAAGCUUCAUGAAGAACUCAGAGUUAAUCAUACACCAGCGCACGCACACGGGUGAGAGGCCCUACCAGUGCCCUGAUUGCGGAAGGUGCUUUGCCACGCGCUCCAGCUUGGAUCGCCACCAGCGGGUCCACACCGAUGAGCGGCCCUUCCUCUGCACCCGCUGCGGGAAGAGCUUCAAGCUUAGCUCGUCCCUGAGCCGGCACUGGCGCGUCCAUGCUCAGAAGGGGCCCUGUUCCUGCGUUGAAUGCGGCAGUUGUUUCCAGCACAGUGCUGCACUGAUCCAGCACCAGGCUGAGCACCUGAACCAUGGAGACCCCACCAACGGACCUGUGAGGACACGGGUCUACAAGGACCCCUUCGUCGAGGCACGGGACCUCGAGGGGGAGGCUGGUGGGAUGUGGUAUGCUGAACCUGUGAAAGAGGAGAGUGGGUGAUGGAAUCUGCACUUGGGUUGUGGGUCUGGGCAGGAGAUGCUGGAGUGAGAAGAGAGCAGCUCUAAGGAAUGCAGGGGCUGAACCUGUGAUCUCUGGAUCUAAUAUCUGGAGCUGAGCUGUGAGGCAGUGUGGUCUAGGGCAGUGGUUCUCAACCAGGGGUAAAUGUAUCCCUGGGGAUAUGCAGAGCUCUUCCAGGGGGAACAUCAGCUCAUCUAGAUAUUUGGCUAGGGUUACAGCAGGCUACAUAUAAAGCACUAGCAAAGUCAGUACAAACUAAAAUUUCACACAGACAGAAUGAGAAAGUCAGCAGUUUUUCAGUACUCGUGUGCUGUGACAUAUUUGUAUUUGUAUGUCUGAUUUUGUAAGCAAGUCGUUUUUAAGUGGAGGUGAAACUUGUGCUUACGCAAGGCAAACCAGACUCCUGAAAGGAGUCCAGUCAUCUGGGAAGUUGAGAAGCACUGGUCUAGUGGACAGAGCACUAUAUUAGGACUUCUGGGUUCUCUUUUUGGCUCAGUGUCUGGCUUGCUAGGUGAUCUCAGGCAAGUAACGGCCACCUCUGUGCCUCAGUUUCCCCAUCUGCAAAAUGGGGUCAACGAUACUGUAAAGUUCUUUGAGAUCUUCUAAUGGAAAUCACUAGAUAAGAGCCGGGUAUAAUUAUAAUGACUGAAAAUUUUUCAUUUAAAGUUUAUUUGAAUUAAAUAUUUAAUUUUGGAUUAAAUGACGUUUUUCCAUGAAGAGUGUUCACAUUCGAUGGAAAAUGUUGAAUUUUUUUUGUUAAAGAAACAGAUCCCUGAAAACAGAAAAAUUUAAGCCAGAAACUGAAAUGUUUCAAUUUGUGUAUGUGCCCUAGUGCUUCCUGAGAGUUGUGGGUUGUUUGUACUCUUUGGACUACAUAUCCCAUGAUGCACUACCUCCUAUCUUCUAGGGGUGACCAUAGUACAUCAUGGGAGAUGUAGUCCAGCUGCCAGCCUAUGGAAGAGAAUGGGAGCAUGAGGCACCAUAACUACAACUCCCAUGAAGCAUUUCCAAAUUUAAAUAUUUUGUUUUGUCUGAAAUUUUGCCAAUUUUUGCUGAAAAAAACAUUUCCUUGAAAAAUGUAGGCAAGUGAUUUUUCCUCCUUUUCUCAUCAAAAACUUUAGGGGGAGAGAAAAAACUCCAUAACACUUUCCAUCAAGCCCUACCCCCAGUCCCCUUUGGCCUGAGCUAAUGUACCAGGCCCGUUAGCUGGGAGGCAGUAGCGUAACCCAUGGUGAUAUGUGUCAUCGCUCCCCCUCCUGUCCCUAAUCCACAAAGGAUAUGAGUCUGUUACAGCCCUGGUUAAAGGGGAUUUGGUCUUUGCUAUAACAGCUUAUAUUUUUCUAUUUUGAAGUCACUGGUGCAAUCCUGGAUGGUCUGACUGACAUUAGCAGCUGUGUGAUGUGAAUAAGCCACAAAGCAGCUGAUGGAGGAAAAAGUUAUGUUGAUUGUUUUGCUUCACAACAAACACCUCCGGGAAUUACUGCAGCCCUCAAGAUGCAAGCUGAUACAGAAUGGGGUUCCUUUCCCCCUGCUCAGCAGGAAUCAUUAACCAUCUCACACACUGAUUCCUGGCUCUGCCACCAACUUGCUGUGUGACCUUCAGCAAGUCAUUUUGCCACCAUCUCCCCUCCUAGUCCUUGUCUUAUUUAAACAAUGAGCUUUUGGGGGCAGGGACUGUCUCUCACUGUGUCUGUGCAGCACCUGGCACGAUGGGGGUCCUGAUCUCAGUCAGGCCUAUGCAGUGCCUGGCACGAUGGAGGCCUGAUCUCAGUGGGGUUAUGCGCAGCGCCUGGCACAUGGGAAGGCGGGGGGUGUGCCUGAUCUCAGUGAUGACCCUUUGCACUAGGAAUAUAAAUAAUAAAUUACAACUCCAUCCUGAUCCCUAAGAUUAGAGCCUUCAUGAUUCACAUCCCCAGCCUGGCUUUGAAUUGUCUAUAUCUAGAGGAGAAACUUUAUUUAUUUUAGUAUUUCUGUUUGUCUGUUCUUCUUUCAUUUAAGAGUAUCUGGGUAAAUUAGAGCUUGGCUCAGGAUUUGACACAUCUGGAGAGGAGUGGUUACUGACUCUGGCUUGAGAGGUGUGAGUUUCCUAUGUUGUUACAGAGACAAAAAGGGUGGAAUAUGUGAUGUCUUGAAGGCACUGGAGAGAUCAGGACUCCUGGGUUCUAUCCCCAGCUCUUGCAAGGGAGUGUGCUCUAGUUGGAUAGAGCAAGAGGACAAGGAGUCAGAACUUGUAGGCAGUCAGGCUGUGAUGUGCUGUGUUAAACUUUAAAAGUGACUUCUAUCAGUACCUCUCUUUCCUGGUCUGAACACUGAAGGUGAUAAGACCAACCUUCCUCCAUGCAGCAGUUUGAGAGCUAUGGCUGAAAUGUUCUAUGUCUGUGUAAAAUAAAUGCUCUGUAUGGAAGUGUUACGUGGUCCUAGGUUUAAAACACCAUGGCUCUUCAGUGUGUGUGUGUCUAACACACGUGUUGGUGAUGAAUGCAUUAGAACUAUUAACAUUAUGUAAAUUAAAUCUCCUCCCCUUGUUUGUCAGUUCUAGCUUUCUGUUAUCUGCAGAGGACUAGAGAUAGUUGGAAAUACGUUAUUAAAAUGUUUCCAUCAAAAAUGCCUAUUUGCUGAAACCAAAACUAUUUGUGGGAAAUUUUUACAAAUUUCUUGACUGAAAAAACAGAACCAUUCCAACCGUUUUCAGAUUGUUCAAAUUACUUGUUUUGAGAUUUUUUUAAAUUAAAAUUUUAAUUUUUCCAUUUCAAA
Gopherus flavomarginatus (Mexican gopher tortoise) is the source of this 3587-nucleotide messenger RNA. RefSeq names its product zinc finger protein 211-like. Gene Ontology annotation, biological process: regulation of transcription by RNA polymerase II. Gene Ontology annotation, molecular function: DNA-binding transcription factor activity, RNA polymerase II-specific; RNA polymerase II cis-regulatory region sequence-specific DNA binding. The record is from RefSeq and is a predicted model, not a curated record. The transcript is spliced from 3 exons. The coding region runs from base 42 to 815 and encodes 257 amino acids. Lineage: Eukaryota; Metazoa; Chordata; Testudines; Testudinidae.